This is a messenger RNA of Seminavis robusta, 396 nucleotides long. NCBI's taxonomy places the organism in Eukaryota, Bacillariophyta, Bacillariophyceae, Naviculales, Naviculaceae. The record is from the annotation of a GenBank genome assembly.
AUGCAGCACGGGAUCACCAAGAGAAACACGGGAACGCUUCCAGACCUUCCAGACGAGCACAUGACAAGCACGUUAUGGCAUAGUGGCGAGGAAGAUCAGGAAGCUCAGCACCAACCAGUGGGAGAUUCCCAUGAGCAAGAAACUACUUGCAAUGUCUUUGCUGACAAACCAACAGCUGCCGCUAGUAGUCGGCAUGAGCCAUUGGAUGCAUUUGCGCCUCUGCCACGAUCAACAGUCAGUUCUAGCAACGAUUUAAACGCUGGAUUGGUUGAGGCCAUGCCAGCGGCGGAAGACUACAACGAGCAGCUGCUCCAAAAAGCUCAGAAAAUGGACCCAGAGGUGCUGGAACAAAAGCACCUUGUGGAGUCCAUGAAACAAGAAAAGGAGAGAGAAUGA